CUCCAAACUGUUUUCCUUUGUUUAGUUCACGCGGAACCUAGGAUGAGGCUUUCACACUGGGAUAUUGCCAACAGAGGCCGACCCUCAAUAACUUGUUAAUUGUCACGGUAUGAAAGAGGCCUGUCAUCUGAACAAGGCGCUUUCAUCCUUUAUCAGGCAGGAAAAAUUCCCUGACAAGGGCUUCUCAAGCACAGUCGCACGCACACGCAUUCCAGUGUCAGUCGCGCUUGCGCGAUGAAAUCUAUAUUGCAGUUAAAAACAGACACAUUCAACUGUAGUAUAUUAUUUACGAGCAAAACGAGCCGCACACUUCGUGCAACAUAAUCAUGAGCUCGAAACCUUACCGUGUUGGUCAAUGGAUUCCUUCUGACCAGAAAGUUCUUGACAAAUGGUUAGACAACUUGAUCACAGAAGUCAAAAGUAAAUCCAAAGAUAAGUUAGCGUUAUUGAUGGCUCUUCAUCCGCCGGCUGAAGAUGAAGAGACGGCUAGAGGUGGAAAUCAGCUAGCAGUUGCUCACGGUACAGAGGAAGACCUCUUUCUCCAUCCGCCGGUUCAAGAAUUAUUGAAAGCUAUCAUCUCCGACCCCGAGAUCAACAUGUUUUUCCAUCAGAUGUUCUGGCAACAGUACAAGAAUCCAGAUAGUUCGAAAGGGACGAGGAUCCCUUGCUGGCAACUGAUGAUUAUUUUAAUCGACUACAUCAUGACAACAGCUCCAGAGUAUAACAAAACUGGUUUGGUUGGCUUCCCCAUUAAUGUAAUCCUGAACUGGCCGAUGGCCACGACUGCUGGAUUUGCUGCUUUCCUCAACGACAAAGUCAACACGUUGUUCAAAAGUAUUCUCAACUAUUGGGGAAAGUUUCUUUCCAGUUCUGCCUCUUGUUACGUGUUGACUGAUGAUCCUCGUCAUGGUUGGUUUGGUGAAGACGCAAUGCAAGCAAUGCCAGACUUCGACGAAGAUUUCAAAUGCAAGCCUAAUGAAAAACAUCAUGGUUUUAAAUCAUGGGAUGAUUUCUUCACCAGAGAGUUUCGUGAUAACCGUCGUCCAGUAGCAUCUCCGGACGACGAUUCCAUUGUUGCGAAUGCUUGUGAGUCGGCGCCAUAUCAAAUCUCUGAAGCCGUGAAAAAGAGGGACUUCUUCUGGAUAAAGCACCAACGAUACUCAUUGGACUUCAUCCUAAACAUGAGUGACCUUGCCAAGCAAUUUCAUGGUGGAACCGUCUACCAAGCGUUCCUAAGUGCCACUAGUUAUCACCGAUGGCACAGUCCUGUGUCGGGCACUAUUUACAAGACAGAACUCAUAGAUGGUUCUUAUUAUUCUGCGACCCACAACAUCCAGGAUGACCCUGCAUCGCCCAACAUGUCACAAGCAUACCUAGCCCAAGUAGCUGCCAGAGGUAUUAUCUACAUUCAAGCUGACAAUCCCGACAUUGGCUUGAUGUGCUUCGUAUCAAUCGGUAUGUCAGAGGUGUCCUCCAACGAAAUCACCGUUAAAGAAAAGGAUAAAGUGAAGAAAGGUGACCAGCUCGGCAUGUUUCACUUUGGCGGCUCCACGCAUCUACUGAUAUUCCGCCCAGAAGUAAAUGUCCUGUUUGAUACGAGAAAUCAAACGCCAGGUCUGGAUGCCGAAAAUAUUCCAGUUAAGUCGAAAAUUGCGACCGUACGUCCAGCAGGCAAAUAGAAGCGGUGAGGAUUUUGAUAAACAUUGCACUUAAGUGUGCUUUAGAUGCUAAUACCCUAAUCUCAUAAGAGAAACUGGAAUUUAAAUAGGUUUGAGGAUGCAAAAAGAAAUUUUCUUUCAUUUAUGGUUAUUGAUUUUCUGUCUGGAACAAAUUCAGUUUGUUAAAGAUAGUUCAGCUGGUGUCACCUAGUAUCUUAGCCAUGGACAAUUUAGAAAAAAUCAAGAGACUUGAGAUGAAAUUUAAUUUGCAGUGUGGACUCUUUGAGUCAAAAUUAGAAGGCAAGUUGUUUAAAUACAACUCGUGGCACGAGGAAAUAUGAUUGAUGAUAUAUUUUCAAAACGAAGUAAUAGAUCGAGCACAUUCUCAAUGGUUGGAUCACUUAGCCAUUUCCCUGUUGUCGUGGCAUGUGCGACGCAGAUUCUUAAUUCAAGAAUACAAAAAUCUUAAAUUUUUUGGUUUUUUGUAAUUUGCUAAAUAUCCUGGCUUUCUGGGAAAAUAAGGAAAAGAAAAGGGUGUGUAAUUACCGUUAACAAAAUCGCUACUCAGUUUUGAUCGACAAGAUAGACGAAAAGUGAUUUUAACUUGACCAUAAUGUCUCAUAACUAAACCAAUCUUUCCAUUUCGGAUGGGGAAUAAAUCAGUCGUUGAAAUUUAACUUAUAGCCAACUGUUAGACUUUCCAUAUUCUAGUUUACCGCUUCGAUGAUUCCUUCAUUAAUAAUUCAAAUAAAGCGAUGUCCUAUUUUUCCCUUAAGCUUCCAGUGGUUCGUGGAUCAUCAGUGAAAUAAAUGUCAACCUGAUUUAAAGUUCACAUUCAAAAUACAUUGAGACAAUAAGAUACGAUUAAUUCCUACCCAAACGCAAUAUAAACAAGAGUUCUAUCACAUCUUAGAAUAAGUAGACUUAUUCCAAUUCUUGAAACUGUAACGUUUAUGACGCUUGUUUAACUCCUGUUUUACCACGUUAGGUUUGAUGGAGAAUCAAAGCGGUGAGAUAUCGAAAUAUCCUUUGCAAACGUCCCUUCCGACAACAUCACAUUCCAAACAACGCCUUCACAAGAAGAAAAAAACUUAGUUCUUAGCGCACCUGAUAAGGUACAUUAGCAUCGUCAUUCAAUGUCAGUUUAGAGAGGUAUAAGAUACCACGAGCGCGUACGUUUGUACGUCAAAGCCUUUUCGAUUUGCAAACCCAACAAUUAAAACAACUCGUCAAUAUUGCGUGGACUGGACGAACUGAUGGAAAUCUGGAGGUAUCCUCCGAGCUAUUAAUUAGUCAGAAAUAUAUCUGAGCCCAAGUCAGGAAUCAAGGCUACAGUUCGAUUGGCAUCGAGACCUGCACGUAUUUAGAUGAAAGUGACAAAAAAGGUCAAGAGCUUAAUAUCUUUAGGAACCAUAAUAGGCUUCAAUAGAUAGGCGACCAGUAUUAAUAUAAUAAUCUCAUGUCGCGUCCAACAUAUUAAUAUCUAAGAUAGUCACGGC
Molecule: messenger RNA, 3157 nt
Organism: Pocillopora meandrina
Lineage: Eukaryota; Metazoa; Cnidaria; Anthozoa; Scleractinia; Pocilloporidae
Source: the annotation of a GenBank genome assembly